Arvicanthis niloticus (Nile rat) is the source of this 3618-nucleotide messenger RNA. The record is from RefSeq and is a predicted model, not a curated record. NCBI's taxonomy places the organism in Eukaryota, Metazoa, Chordata, Mammalia, Rodentia, Muridae.
UUUGUUGUUCUUCCUACUUGGCUGAGUGUCUGGGCCAGUGGGGAAUUGCCAAUCUCUCUCUCUCUCUCUCUCUCUCUCUCUCUCUCUCUCUCUCUCUCUCUCUCUCCUCUCUGCAUUGUGAGCUCUCAGAGCUAUGCUUCCUUGUUUACUUAUUUAGAAGUCAGCAGAGGAAGUGGUAAAGGAAACUAGCUGAGUCGUUUUCUGAGAAGAGACCAUAUUUGUUCACAGGGGAAGCCGCUGCUUUUGGGGAUCUGGCUACAGCAGAAAAGACUCCUUUUCAACAAGGGUAUUCCUGAGGGUAGCUGGGAGUCAGAAGAACCAAGGACACUUUGGAGCUCUGGAUCUAGGCUUUUUCUCUGUUCAUGGCUGCAACACCUCUCUCCAGUUGCUGAGCCUCUCCCUGAAUAGCAGCCAUGGCCUUGAAGAAUGUCCCCUUUCGCUCAGAGGUCUUAGCCUGGAACCCGGACAACCUCGCUGAUUAUUUCAGGAAGCUGAACUACAGAGACUGUGAGAAAGCUGUGAAGAAAUACCACAUUGACGGCGCUCGAUUCUUGAACCUGACAGAAAAUGACAUUCAGAAGUUUCCUAAGCUGAGGAUGCCGCUUCUCAGUAAGUUGAGUCAAGAUAUCAACAAGAACGAAGAGAGAAGGAGCAUUUUCACACGCAAACCCCAGGUUCAACGGUUUCCUGAGGAGACAGAAAGCCACGAAGAAGAUGAUGGUGGCUGGUCAUCCUUUGAAGAUGACUAUGAAAGUCCCAACGAUGACGACGAUCCAGAUGGGGAAGACGAUGGUGACUACGAGUCCCCUAAUGAGGAGGAAGAGGCACUGGUGGACGAUGCUGCUGACUACGAACCUCCGCCCUCCAACGACGAGGAGGCUCUGCAGAGCUCCAUCAUGCCCGCCAAGCCUUUCCCCAACACCAACUCCAUGUACAUCGACCGGCCUCCCACCAGCAAGGUCUCCCAGCAGCCUCCGGUGCCCCCGCAGAGACCAAUGGCCGCCCUCCCUCCCCUGCCAACAGGCCGGAAUCACUCGCCACUGUCUCCGCCCCAAACCAACCAUGAAGAGCCCGGCAGAAGUCGAAACCACAAAACAGCAAAGCUGCCUGCCCCAUCAAUAGACAGAAGCACAAAACCUCCCCUGGACCGCUCAUUGGCUCCUCUCGACCGAGAACCCUUCAUACUAGGAAAGAAACCAACAUUUUCUGAUAAGCCCUCGGCCCCGCUGGGAAGGGAGCACUUACCCAAGAUACAAAAGCCUCCUUUGCCACCAGCCAUGGACAGACAUGAAAGAAAUGAAAGAAUCGGACCCCUGACAGGAAGGAAGCCACCAGUUCCAAGGCAUGGAAGGGGACCAGACAGAAGAGAGAAUGAUGAAGAUGAUGUGCAUCAGAGACCUUUGCCACAGCCGUCACUACCUUCUAUGAGCUCCAACACAUUCCCUUCGAGAUCUACCAAGCCCAGCCCCAAGAACACAUUCCCAUUGCCUCACAUGCCGGGAGCCUUCUCAGAAAGUAACAUUGGCUUUCAGCAGAGUGCUUCCCUGCCACCAUACUUCUCUCAAGGUCCCAGCAACAGGCCCCCUCUCAGAAGUGAAGUCAGAAACUUACCCUUGCCGGUUCCAAACAGGCCCCAGCCUCCAUCUUCUGGGGAAGAAGAGACUCCCUUAGAUGAAGAGUGGUACGUCUCUUAUAUCACCCGACCAGAGGCAGAAGCUGCUCUUAGGAAGAUAAACCAGGAUGGCACCUUCCUCGUUAGAGACAGCUCUAAGAAGACAAUAAACAACCCAUAUGUCCUCAUGGUGUUGUACAAAGACAAAGUGUACAACAUCCAGAUCCGUUACCAGGAGGAAAGUCAAGUCUACUUGUUGGGCACUGGACUUCGAGGAAAAGAGGACUUCCUGUCUGUAUCGGAUAUUAUCGACUACUUCAGAAAAAUGCCACUGUUGCUCAUUGAUGGGAAGAAUCGAGGAUCCAGAUACCAGUGCACACUAACACACGCUGCAGGUUGUCUGUAGCAGGGUAGCCGAGAGAUGAGCCUUCCUGACUCUGUCAUCAAUGUGACAAGAUCACAUGGCUUUAGCAUAUGCUGAACACUUAGGACUAAAGCAGACUGUUGAUGUGGGCCCCCAGUUCUGCCCCGUCCUUUAAAGUAUCUGAAGAUUGUCGAAUACCACACAAUUUAUUUAUUUUCUUUGAUGUUUAUAGAGUGAUCAUGUUCACAUUUUGAAGUCUAAGAGUGCACGGCAGACAUGAGAUUUUGAACAUCCGUCUCAAAAUACAGUAGAGGACAUAGUACGGAAAUAAUGUGGAGCAAGUUUGAAAGCACUGGAAGUGAUAGGUUUAUAUAUUUUAUAAUAAAACUUUGGUCAGGCAGAGGCACAAUCCGUUUUUUUUUACACAACUUAAAAUGAUUAAAAUUCAUUUCCAGAGCAGCAAUAACUUAAGAGGCUCCAAAAAUAGAACUCCAUUGUUUCUUAUUUGGUUUUCCAGGGUGUGUUUUUAUGUGUUCCUUUUCAUGAUGAGAUUCAUACAUGUUGGGAUAACUUCCUGGGAUUAAAGUUACCAUUUGCUUUACUAUUCUAGAUCCGUAAGACAACUUUGUUUGGUCCUUGCUGUUAUAUUUUUGUUUUAAACCAAAGGUAAGCUACACUUCUGAACUUGCAAGAAGAAAAUAGUCUUAGGUUCAGUGAUGCAGCUUUGCUGUCGGACAUGCUGGGGUUCCUGUUGCUUCUCUAACAGAGUCCCCCAUGUCUACAUCCACAGUGGGCUCCUCCACUCCCAACUCGAAAAGCCUUUUCUAGUAUUGAAGGUCUCCUGGGAAGAAGAGCAGUGUUUUGUAAGCAAGGGUGUGUGUGUGCGCGCACACACACACACACACACACACACACACACACUCUUCCUAAUAGAUGCUACUUAUAUUAUCUGGCUUUCAGUUAGAAAGUUUGACUUUUGCUCGGAUGGUCACCUGUUCCUGUUCCUGUGGGCCUGAGACAGUUCAUAUAGGAUACUGAAGUGAGAAUGUGAGGGCAUCUGUUCAACUCCUGGUGGCUGGGAAACAAAGAGAAAGGACAAAGUCUUUCCCUCCAGGUCUUGCACCUGUUGACCUAACUUCAUCCCACUAGGCUUCAUCUCCUAAGAUCCCUCCACUGCCCACUGCUGCCCUGGUGCAGGGCCAAGCCUCUAACACGUGGACCUUUGGAGAAUACCCACCCAAACCUCUGCUCUGGCUUUCUGUUUUAUUAAUCCAACAAGUGUGUUGCAAAACUGCUGUCUUGUCCCUCUCCGAUUGGUUUUUAAACCCUUCAAAGGAUCUCCGAUCUCCUUCAGUUUUGAAAUCACACUUAACAAAAAGUACAGAUGGACUUCUGGUGUAUGCUGGCUUAACUCGCUGUUUUUGACUUUAUGAUGGUGUGGAAGUGAUGCCUGUUAAGUACUAACUGUACUUCAAAGUUUGAAUUUUGCUUUGCUUGGGUUAGCAGCAUCUGGUAUGAAGUAUGACAGUGUUAGCAGGCCAUGUGAUCAUCAGGACUUUACAUGCUGUACGAUGCAAGUGGUUUUCUCUUUUUUUGGGGGGGCGGGCACUAUUCACACUCAAUAAAUUAAAUUAUAUAUUCA